AUGGCCGCCGCCGCCGACUCCAAGGGUCCGCUGCACAAGCACAAUGUCGCCAACAGGCUCUACAAGAGCUCGCUGCUCAACACAGUGUGCAUCGUCGCCGGCAUCUCCAUCUUCUUCUUUGGCUACGACCAGGGGUUGAUGGGCGGCGUCAACACCACGCGCGACUAUGCCGAGCGGAUGGGCUUCGGCCACUAUUCCGAGGAGCGAGGCCUCGUCGUCGUCGACAAGCCCCUGCUUCAGGGAGGCAUCGUCGCCGUCUACUACCUCCCCGGAACCCUCGCCGGCUGCCUGCUCGGCGGCUGGCUUGGCGACAAGUAUGGCCGCAUCUGGACCAUCGGUGUGGCCUGCAUAUGGUGCGUCGUCGCGGCUGCCCUGCAGUCCGCGGCCAUGAACGCCAACUGGAUGUUCUGCGCUCGUGUGUUGAACGGCAUCGGCACCGGCAUCCUCAACGCCAUCACCCCUGUCUGGGCCACCGAGACGGCGUCCCACAAGUCGCGCGGCCAGUUUGUCGCCGUCGAGUUUACCCUCAAUAUCUUUGGCGUCGUCGUGGCUUACUGGCUGGAGUUUGGCACGUCCAAGUACCACGACCCGACCUCGUCGUUCAUCUGGCGCUUCCCCGUCGCCUUCCAGAUCGUCCCGCUCAUCUUCCUCUUCUGCAUCAUCUGGUUCAUGCCCGAGUCCCCGCGCUGGCUCGUCAAGGUCGGCCGCGAAGAGGAGGCGCGCUACAUCCUCGGCCGCCUGCGCGGCGAGGAGGGCGAGGACGCCAUUGCCGCCGAGGCCGAGUUCCAGGACAUUGUCAACAUCCGCAACCUCGAGGACGACACCGCCAAGCAGCAGAGCUACUUCCACAUGUUCUUCGGCAUCGGCUCCGGGAAGCUCCACACCGGCCGCCGCGUUCAGCUCGUCAUCUGGCUCCAGAUUCUGCAGGAGUGGAUUGGCAUCGCCGGUAUUACGAUUUACGGCCCUGAGAUCUUCACCAUUGCGGGCAUCAGCUCCAAGGACCGCCUCUGGGUCAGCGGCGUGAACAAUAUCACAUACAUGUUCGCCACGCUCAUAUGCGUCUUCACGCUUGACCGCAUCGGCCGCCGCUGGACGCUCUAUUGGGGCGCCAUCGGUCAGGGCAUCUGCAUGUUCGUUGCCGGAGGUCUCGCCCGCGCGACCAUCAACGCCGAGGGCAAGGGCAACCAGAGCCAGAUCGGUGGCGCGGCCACCUUCUUCGUCUUCCUGUACACGGCCAUCUUUGGCGCCACCUGGCUCACCGUCCCUUGGCUCUACCCGGCCGAGAUCUUCCCCCUGCAGGUCCGUGCCAAGGGCAACGCCUGGGGCGUCGUGGGAUGGUCCAUUGGCAACGGCUGGACGGUCUUGCUCCUCCCCACCAUCUUCAACAAGCUCAACGAAAAGACGCUAUACAUCUUCGGCGCCGUCAACGCCCUCUCCAUCGUCGCCGUUUGGGCCCUGUACCCGGAGUCCAAUCAGCGUACGCUCGAGGAGAUGGACCUCGUGUUUGCCAGCGACAGCAUCUGGACCUGGGAAGCGGAGAAGAACUUUGCUCGCCUCAAGGCCGAGAACCCGCAGCUCGUGCAGGCCGCCAAGGCCGGCCACGGCGUCGUCGACGCCGAGCAGGGCAUCACGACAUCACGCAAGGCCAGCCUCGUGGCGAGGAACGGCCAGGGAAACGCUGCGCCAGCGAACAAGAGCGGUGCAGAUGAGACGGAAAAGUCGAGCGUGUCUCACUUGUAA
Molecule: messenger RNA, 1740 nt
Organism: Purpureocillium lilacinum
Lineage: Eukaryota; Fungi; Ascomycota; Sordariomycetes; Hypocreales; Ophiocordycipitaceae
Biological process (GO): transmembrane transport; carbohydrate transport
Cellular component (GO): membrane
Molecular function (GO): carbohydrate:proton symporter activity
Source: RefSeq, a predicted model, not a curated record